Coregonus clupeaformis (lake whitefish) is the source of this 2545-nucleotide messenger RNA. RefSeq names its product caveolin-2-like. The record is from RefSeq and is a predicted model, not a curated record. Bases 449 to 937 code for a protein of 162 amino acids. Gene Ontology annotation, cellular component: caveola; Golgi apparatus; cytoplasmic vesicle. Gene Ontology annotation, molecular function: molecular adaptor activity; protein kinase binding. The transcript is spliced from 3 exons. Lineage: Eukaryota; Metazoa; Chordata; Actinopteri; Salmoniformes; Salmonidae. Gene Ontology annotation, biological process: insulin receptor signaling pathway; negative regulation of endothelial cell proliferation; caveola assembly.
AACCGAAAAGUCGCUGAUUCAAAUCCCGGAGCUGACUAGGUGAAACAUUUGUCGAUGAGCCCUUGAGCAAUGGAGUUAACCCGAAUUACACCUGUAAAUCGCUCUGGAUAAGAGCGUCUGCUAAAUGACUAAAAUGUAUAACAUAAUGACUAGGGUGUAGAGCCUAUACAAAUGUUAGGAUAUAAACAAAUAAUCUCAAAUGGUUAACUAACGUCAAUUACAAUUUUGCAAAAUAUAGCCGAGUUCAUAUUAUUUUAUAAAUCUGACCAAUUCUUCAACAAAUACAGAGUCAAACAGUGCAAAUAGCAUGGGGACGUAACUUUGCUUGUUGUGUCUACCCUACGCUGCGCGGCUAUCCGCACUGGGCGUAGGUCCGUUUCAUGCGCGCAGGCACAGUCUCAAAUGCAGAGAGCUCUCCACUGCUCACCGCGCCGCCAGUGAAGUGAAAAUGGGUCUCGAAAAGGAGAAUUACGAGACGAGUAUUAUCAUGGACGAGGACGAGUUCAACAGAUCAAUAGAACCGAUUUUGUCGAAAAAAGACAAAGUCUACGCGGAGAUCCCAGACCGAGAUCCCAAUGACAUAAACGCGCACUUAAAGGUUGGUUUUGAUGAUGUGAUCGCAGAGCCCAGUUCCAGCCACAGCUUCGACAGAGUAUGGAUAGGAAGUCACGCCGUCUUCGAACUGGUCAAAUAUGUAUUCUACCGAAUACUGACCACAAUCCUCGCUGUUCCCAUGGCAUUUAUCAUCGGGAUAGUCUUCGGGGUCCUCAGCUGUAUUCAUAUUUGGGUGUUGAUGCCGGUGGUGCGGAGCUGUCUGAUGGCCCUGCCCUCUGUUCAGGUGGUCUGGAGCAGCCUUACAGACAUUUUUGUCACCCCCCUCUUCCACAGUAUGGGCCGGUGUCUGUCCUCUGUCCACGUCAAGGCCAUGGACAACUGAUAGGGGCUUUCCUUCCCUGUUAUGGGGGAGGGGGGGGUGUGGGGGGUUAAGAAGUUAAAGGAUAUCUUCACUUUUUGACCUAUAUCUAAGUGGAAAAAUUAGUAAAUAAUUUGAGGUAAGUCUAAAAGAAAGUGACGAUAUCCUUUACUCAUGUUUGCGUUGAAAUAUAUAAGCUCUUUAUAUGAUGUAAUUAUGGGAGAACAUAUAAGUGUAACUGAUAAGAUACGAGCGCUCAUAAAGGAUGAUUAGGGUCAACUUCCCUUUGACAACACCACAGCACCAUCUGGGUAAUAAGAUGAUCCAACAUGAUCAUUUAUGUCAUUUGGAAUUUCAAGAUUCACAAGAUAAAUCAUAACGUCCAUGUUUAUAGAAGUGGUUGUGUAGCGUUUAUAAACAGCUUUGAAUUAUUCUACCAAAAGGAAAAUUGUGAAGUGACCAAAAUAAAUCAUUGUCAUUCCAUUAUUCUGAUGCUAAAAUAACAGUUUUAAUCAUAUUUGAUCAGAUCAGGGCAACAGUAUAUUGGCCGAUUAGGCAUCAUACCAUUCCUGGCAUCAGACAUGUAAUGUUUGUGUAGUUUCUGCUUUUUAUGUGAUGUGUAUAUAUAGCAGAGGAUUCAGAUGGAAGUUGAAUUAAUGAAUUACUUCAUAUGUUUUCUGUAAUAGAAUGUAGACAGAUCCUAGAUGCUGAGAUGCAGCUUAUUGCAUACUUCUGCAGCCUUAUUCUGCUACUGCUGUGUUUAUCUCAGCGCUUUGGAUACAUUUUGGGCAUUUGCUUUUAUACAAAGACAACCUACCUAGUAAAAACCUAAGACUGUUGUAUACAUUUUGAACAGAAGCUGGACUUUUACAUUUCUAAUAUAAUAAACAAAAAGGGUGGGUUGUCUGAGUAUUGGCUUUCUAAUUAAUUAUUUAUGCACAAUUGCCAUGUUUCUGUGAGUCGUGAAAAAACUGGACAGAACUUGUAUGUUAAGUAUCUAAGAUGAGUUGACUACUCUGGUUUAUUCUAUACAGUCAGGUACAUGGUUGUAGGCCUAGGUGCUGCUGAGCUUGCUAUAAAAGCCAUAGAGCAGCUAGCUUGAUUUAUUGUUUGACGUCAGAACCCAAAUGUGGAGAGAAUCUGGCAGACAGUGCCACCAGUUCUUCACAACGAAUCAUAUAAUACGUCACACAAGACCUUGGCUUCAUCCAAAAGGGCACCCUAUUCCCUAAAAAGUAGUGUACUAUAUAGGGAAUAGGGUGUCAUUUCAGACGCAUCCUUGUGCUUUGUUUUAAAGGACAACCAAGCGCAGCGAUUCUGUCUGUGACUUCUAAUCCUUUGGCUAAGCGAGGCGGUUGACAGCCUGCCAGCCAAUAGACCAUGUCUGUACUUGGCUGAGUUAUCUCUUCGGUGCAGAGAUGAAAUUGGAGGUGUAAUUGUGCAAUAGAACACGCAGGUAUGGCGUUUGGGCUGGAGUUUCUUUUUCUUUCCCAAAUGUAUGUAGCAGAAAUGGUAGAUGGCAUGAUGUGAUUCUAAUUCAGCUCAACAAACAAGACUUAUUCUUGGAUUUGUAAUAAGUACCAAAAGUGUUCCUAUUCUGCACCAAAUAAAGAUUAUUAUUUCUAAAAUGUU